Adineta ricciae is the source of this 348-nucleotide messenger RNA. NCBI's taxonomy places the organism in Eukaryota, Metazoa, Rotifera, Eurotatoria, Adinetida, Adinetidae. The record is from the annotation of a GenBank genome assembly.
AUGGAAACCAAAAUCGAAAUGAAAGGACCAAUAGACACUAUUUCAUCGAACGAUACAUCUGUUGGCAGGCUGAAGAAAUUACCUCAAUUACGAGGUGGUGGUUCUUGUCGCGAACAUUGUUCUACUAUUAUUUGUAUUCUUAUUUGUAUGACUAUUGGCUUUACUAUUUUUGCUGCCGCCGGUGGCGUUUAUAUUAGUAAUAAUAGUAAUGUGGUUGCUCUGAACGUUACUAUUGCUGGUACUGUUAUUUUGGCCUUUUCUAUUCUUAUCUGCGUUGGUUUUAUAUGCAAAAUUUGUGCUGAUAGUACUGAUCGUCAUUGUGGUUGUCAUCUUUGUUGUUGUGACUAA